Molecule: messenger RNA, 978 nt
Organism: Cotesia congregata
Lineage: Eukaryota; Metazoa; Arthropoda; Insecta; Hymenoptera; Braconidae
Source: the annotation of a GenBank genome assembly
AUGUCAAAUAAGUGUUCAGCUUUUCAAGGCUUCUAUAAAAGCCGUUUUGACCAUAGAAUAAAGUUUAGUUUAAAACUUGUUGCCAUCGAUAAUAGACGUUUCACAAUGAAGGUCUUAACAACGGAACCCUGUAUCCCAAGGAUGAAUGCUGAUGAGUUCCUGCGUUUCAUGGAAGACCCAAAAUCAAAAGCGCGCAUCAUAAACGAGUAUCAAUCAAAAUUCAUGACGGAAGGAGAAGAAAUGAAAUCUACACUGGAGCAGAACAAAGAGGUGGAGAUAAAAGGCUGCCUGUCUUACCUGCAAUUUCUCUACUACGGUCCUCAGUCCAAGAAAAAACAAGUGCUCCCGAGAGCGAGGUUCGUUGAUGGAUAUGAUACGAAGCAUAAAUUUCUCUGUGCGAAAAAUCCAGCGGAAGAAGACUCCGAAAUGUUCUGGCAAUCUGUGUGGGAUAACCACGUAGAGAUAAUCGUGAUGAUAGGCAAGCUUAAUGAGAAGAGUUUCCAGUAUUGGUCCUCUACACAGCGUCAAUCUGUACUAAGUGGGAAGUUCAAGAUUACUACUCGAGAAAUUGCAGUCCAUUCAUACUUCACUGCAACUGUGUUAUCUCUGACUUCGACGACACUCAAGUCAAAACAGAGGCGAUCGGUUGUUCAUUAUCAGUUUACCGAUUGGCCGAAAGGUAGCUUACCUCAGCCCGGGCACUUUUUGGAUUUUUAUUUCUUUGUCGACGACGUGUAUCUUAAGCUGAAGAACAGGAUGCCUGAUAAGAAAGCUGCCCCUAUACUCAUUCAUUGUUUUGAUGGUUUGGGAGGCUCGCAAAUGUAUUGCGCUAUCGACAUCUGCAUAACCAAGUAUGAUUUAACGAAAGUAGUCUCAGUGUCAUAUGUCGUUGAAAGGAUAAGAGAACAAAAGCCCGGGGCUAUUAACUCCUCAGACCUUUAUGCUUUGUGUUAUGAAAUAGUGAAGGGUUAUGUUUAA